CCGAGUUUCUAUUACGAUGGAACAAACUUUACAAGAUGCUUUGGACUGGGCAGGUGAUAUUAUUGAGACUGUACGGCAGCAGCCCCCUCCAGUAAGACCCGCAUCUAGUGGGGAAAAAUCUCUUCAGGAAAAACUGUAUGAAAUUUAUGUGGAGGAAUGUGAGAAAGAGCCUGAAGUAGAGGGCCUUCGAAGCAAUGUCAACUUGCUAGAGAAGCUUAUGAAGAGAGAGGCGUUGCCAUGUUUAGUGGUCAACCUGUACGCAGAAAAUCAGGGCUACUCUCUCCUGCUCAAGGACAAAAGUGGGUCAUUUUCAGAGCCCUUUCAGUUGCCUUAUGAAGUAGAGAAACUUCUCGAAUACUUGGAUGCUGAAGAGUUACCCUCUUUUCUGAUCGAUGCCCUGGAAAAGUCCCCUGUGAAUGUGUUUCACUGUGGGUGUGUCAUAGCAGAAAUCCGAGACUACAGGCAGUGCAGUACCAGCUGCCCUCCUGGGCAGCCUGGUUCAGAGCCUACUGUGUCAUCUGCUGAGUCUGCUGUGUCCUCUACUGUGUCCUCUACUGCCUACCAAAUACGUCAUGUUCUCUUACGUCCGACGAUGCAGACGCUAGUGAGUGAUGUAGAGUCCAUUACAAGUGACAACCGUCAGUGGACCCAGGAAGAAAAACUUGAGCUCGAGAGCCAAAUGAUCUUGGCUACAGCAGAGCCACUGUGUCUGGAUCCCUCUGUUACUGUCACCUGCAUGGCCAACAGACUGCUGUUUAAUGAGCAGAAGAUGAACGCUGACCCCAUGAGGCAAUGCUUCAAGAGGCAUGCAUGCUCCUCUCUGGAUCCACAGGAGGUACCAUCUGGGUGUGUGUGUCCCCCUGACUGCACAACAAUGACUCCUUUGAAAAAACAGGCAAAACUAACAGCAGAUAACCCAUCUCAGCUGAAGAUUGAUGAAGCAGAAACAUGGAAGCAGACACUCUGUGAACUGACUCUGCCUUCAGAGAUGGACUUGCAGAAAUAUGUUAAAGAGUUGCCUUCUCUGACCUUUGAUGAGUCAGAAUCAGCUGUCUUGGAAGAUCCUGAGGUAAAAUAUGAUUGUAUGUUUGAUUCUGAGGAUGACAGUCCAUUUUGGGUUAUGAAUCCAAGUAUCAUGAAGACCCUUGAUGAUCCACUUUUUGCUGAUGAAAUAGACCCACCUCCACAGGCCAGAAGUGAUAGCAACAUGUAUUUCCCUCCCAUGUCACUGGAUGAUUAUGUAGAUGAUUUCAUUGCUGGGAUAAACACUGAGCCUAGGGAGACAGUGGCUGUGGGCCAAGAGCCUGUCCAGAGCCAAGCCAGGUGUUUAGAUCAGAUGCCACAGGAGUUUAAUAGCUCAGUCUGUCAUCUUCAGCCCUCCCUAGGAAAGAAGCCCACAACCAGUGUAGUGGCAGCCUUAGAGAAAGAAAGCAGACCCCCUCUGCCAGUUUCAGCUGUCCCCAUGUCAGAACAGGCCUCCUCAGCUGUCAGGUCCAUUACACCACAGGCUGGCCAGGACAAACCACCUGCUCCUAAAGCAGCCACUGUGGUUCGGAAAACCAUUGUGGGAGUGAACAGGGUUAGCACCCUUCCUCCAGCUGUCCGAUCCAAUGCUAGGUCAUCAGAAAACAACCCAAAGAUCCAGCACACCACCAGCACUACUGGUGUGAAUGUCAUCCAUUUAGUAAGGUCUCUGCCAAACUCUUCUGGGAGUAAUUCAACCCAGGUCCCAGGCAGCUCAUCUAGUGCCCCAGCUGCUGAGGGAAACACUCCAAAUAGCCUUUUACCAACCAGGGAGCAGCUACCUAGGCCAGCACAGCGCCCUGUGAAGCCACCUAUGCAACUCAUUAUAAAUAAUACAGCGAGUCCCUUAACUGUAAGGCUUCCCCCUGGCUCUGUCAUUUUGCGCCCAGAGCCUCAGAAGAAAUCCCAGGGACAGCUGCAGCAGCCACAGCAAAUAUAUGUAUUGAUUCCAAAACAGCAUCAGCCACCCAGGACCCCUGCCACCCCACAGCCACAAACAGUGUCACCAGCUUCCCCCCAAGUGUCUAACCAUCAGCAGUUGUCCUUGUCAGCUCAGCAAACUAGUCACCUUAACACUGAGCAAACUGGUCGCCUUCGCACUGGGGGGACUAGUGUGGUUCAGCAGAACCAGAGAUCAGUGGUGUGUCAGGUGGGUUCUACCCAGCAGAGUCACAGGCAGAGUGUUCGUUCCCAGAGGUUCCAACUCUCUGCUACCCUGGUACAGCAGAGGCAGACUCAGACCCAGAAUGUGCAAUUAAGAAUCAUACCACGCCUAAUGACUAUGUCCACAGCAGACACUCAGUACUCUGAGUGUGGUCCUGCAGCUGGUGAACCCAGUGAGAGUGCAGCAGGAGGUCCACCAACCACCCCAAGGUCCUAA
Messenger RNA from Phodopus roborovskii (desert hamster), 2404 nucleotides. RefSeq names its product transcription factor SPT20 homolog. Gene Ontology annotation, biological process: regulation of transcription by RNA polymerase II. Gene Ontology annotation, molecular function: transcription coregulator activity. The coding region runs from base 17 to 2404 and encodes 795 amino acids. The transcript has a single exon. NCBI's taxonomy places the organism in Eukaryota, Metazoa, Chordata, Mammalia, Rodentia, Cricetidae. Gene Ontology annotation, cellular component: SAGA complex. The record is from RefSeq and is a predicted model, not a curated record.